Brassica oleracea var. oleracea is the source of this 1118-nucleotide messenger RNA. Its product is annotated as zinc-finger homeodomain protein 7-like. Gene Ontology annotation, cellular component: nucleus. The coding region runs from base 219 to 956 and encodes 245 amino acids. The transcript has 2 exons. The record is from RefSeq and is a predicted model, not a curated record. NCBI's taxonomy places the organism in Eukaryota, Viridiplantae, Streptophyta, Magnoliopsida, Brassicales, Brassicaceae. Gene Ontology annotation, molecular function: transcription cis-regulatory region binding; DNA-binding transcription factor activity. Gene Ontology annotation, biological process: regulation of DNA-templated transcription; regulation of developmental process.
UAGUAAUAUAGUAGGUUUGUGUUUUCUUUUAUAAAAUCGAUAUUUUCUUGGAUUUUCAUGUGAAAUUAAACUUGAUGGGUGAAAGGAAACAGAUGGACACACGUCACCACCACCACCAUUUCUAUUUCUCCCUCUUCUUCAAUAUCAAUCUCAUCUUGCACUCUAGUCUUUGCUGAGACAGUAAGCUCUUUAAAUACCUCCAGAGUCAGAAUUUUACAAUGGAGCAUGGAGGAAAGUGCAAUGCAAUUACUUCCACAACAAUAACCUUAAAAGCAAAACCACAUACCAACCCGGAUCCGAAAACCAAACCCGGUUCAGAUCCAUUCUUGAUCAAGAAAGAAAACCAAAAACCGAGGACGCGUUCCGACCAAGCAGCCAAGUACGAGGAGUGUCAGAAGAACCACGCGGCCUUAACCGGAGGACAGGUGGUGGACGGAUGCUGCGAGUUCAUGCCCGGAGGAGAAGAGGGCACUCCAGGUGCGCUAAAAUGCGCAGCCUGCAACUGCCACCGGAGUUUCCACCGGAAGGAAGUGUACGGACAUAGAAACAGUACACAAGAAGAGCUAAUAUCUCCGACGUUUUACCGUAGUAGCAACUCGUACAAGGCGAUCCAUCCACGUGGAGUGUAUCCGACGGGUGAGAUUGGACGGAGGACAUCAUCGUCGAGCGAGGAUAUGAAGAAGAUAUUGAACCAAAAUAGUGAUGGAAAAGGUCUGACGAUGAUUAUGAGGAAGAAGAAAAGGGUUAGGACAAAGAUUAACGAAGGACAAAAGAAGAAGAUGAAGGAGUUUGCACAGAGGCUAGGGUGGAGUAUUCAAAAGAAAGAUGAAGAAGAGAUUGAUAAGUUUUGUAGGACGGUGAAUCUGAGGAGACAGGUUUUCAGAGUGUGGAUGCAUAAUAACAAGCAAGCAAUGAAGAGGAAUGGUAACAUUUGUGAUCUGCAAAAGUUAAAUUAAUAAAUCCUGUUUCAUUUUUUUGCAUUAAAAUUGCUUUGAGUAUGAAAUAGUGACUAGAUUAUAGGAUUGUAGGUGCAAAUCUUGAAACCAGAAGCGUCUAUCUAUGCUAUGAUUUAUUGUGUUAAUGUGCUAUUAUUUUCUUAAAAAUUAGUCUCUGUGUGU